This is a messenger RNA of Cicer arietinum (chickpea), 579 nucleotides long. The record is from RefSeq and is a predicted model, not a curated record. NCBI's taxonomy places the organism in Eukaryota, Viridiplantae, Streptophyta, Magnoliopsida, Fabales, Fabaceae.
AUGUCCCUUUCUACACGUUUUGGAAAACUUGAAGAAUAUGAAAUCAAACUUGGAAGGAAGAAGGGUGUUUCCACUUUAAGCCAAAACUUCACUUGCUUUGAGUGUGGUAAGCAAGGACACAUAAAGGCAGAGUGUCCAAAUAUUAUCAAGAAAAAUGCUCUCAAAAAGAAAGAAUUCAAAAAGGCCUAUAAAGCAAGGGAGGACAAUGAAGUCAAUUCAUCUUCAGAGUUGGAAAAUGAUGAAUGUGCAAAUGUUUCAUUGAUGGCAUCACACCAAUCCGACGAAGAAGAAGAGGUAUGCAAAAAAAGUACCUCUAGUAUGUGGUACUUCGACAGUGGAUGCUCAAAACACAUGACUGGUGACAAAACAAAAUUUUCAACUUUAACUCUGGAAUCAAAAGGUUAUGUGAUCUAUAGAGAAAACAACAAUGGAAAAAUUUUAGGCAUUGUAAAAGUUGGUGCAGCCCUAUCUCCUUCAAUUGAAGAUGUUCUAUAUGUUGAGGGAUUAAAUCACAAUCUUAAUAGCAUUAGCCAACUUUGCGACAAGUGUUACAAAAUUGCUUUCAACAAAGAUAAAUGA